Gongylonema pulchrum is the source of this 213-nucleotide messenger RNA. Lineage: Eukaryota; Metazoa; Nematoda; Chromadorea; Rhabditida; Gongylonematidae. The record is from the annotation of a GenBank genome assembly.
AUGAAUACGUUGCGUUGCAAAGUACAUGCGGGAGUUGUUGGAUGGCGCAAUUUCAGCACCACAGCGAUCAGGAAGCAAAGCAGGAGGCCUCGAUUUCCCUGGUUCAAUAAGCAUAUGAAAGUGACAGAUCCGGCUCGGCAAGAUCCUGAGCAUUUUGAAAAAUUGGCUCAUCAGCUACCACUCGGUUUGUUCUCAAUCCGGAAUUUCGAUUAA